GCAUUAUUAAGCUUUCUCUGUGGCAAAGUCGUUGUCCGUCGCAGCUGAUUGGCUAUGAUGCUGCUGACGUUCCUGUUGUUUGACUUCACAGUUUGAACUUGAACGGGACUUUCGUUGAAAUGGGGAGGUAGGGUAACGUGGCUGAAGAAUGUGGUGUAAAUGACCGGAAAGGGUUUCCUGUGUAUUGCUUGGGCUGUAUUGCUUGGCUCCAGUUUACGUUUUAGAAACAAACAACGGAAUUAAUUCACUCAUUUUCACGCUGUGAAAAGUUCAACAUUUGGUUCACCCUGAAGAUAUGGCACUGAGUGGAUGACUGAUUUGCGGUGUUCAGGCUUUGGAACUGUUAUGGAUAAUGAGGGAACUUUGUCCCUGAGGCAGCUGGUGGAAGCUGUAACAGCAGAGGCGAUAUGGAGGCAGGAGGAGCGCCUGAGAGCACUGGAAGCUCGUGUGGACUCCUUGGAAGAAGCAAUUCAUCGAGCACUGGAGACAGUAUUUCCACGUGUGGAUGCUCUUGUUUCCCAACUAGAAAAGCAAGGUUCCUGCCCUACUAGAGGUUGUUCAUCCAACUCUGAUUCUGUCCUGUCGGAACAGUUGGCCCAAGUGUCCAUAUCUUCUGUACGCACAGAAGACAAUACUGGGUCUGUGCCCAUUCAGUCGACAGCCUCCAUUGCCAAUUCAAACAACCAAAAUAACCAUCCUCCUGCGUAUGACUCUCGCUUCAGCCCUUUUCCAACAUUUGCUUCUGCCUGCUCACCAGUCUCCUUUUCUACAUCUCCUGCUUGUGUUGGCACUUCCAGUUCUCCCGCUGUUCAGGUGCCUCUCAGCACACCUGAGAGUCCUUCGGGUUCCAGCUUCACUUUUGCUCCUUGCUCAUCUGCUAACGUUGCCAUUCCUAUGCCUUUUGUUCCAAACUCUUGUUUUCCUCCUUUUUCUCAGGUUCCAGCAAACACAAUUUCUUCAACUACCGUUGCAAGUUCUACCAGGUUUUCAUUUCCUUUAACGGCUUGUUCUCCAACAUUUUCUCAGCCAUCUGUUAACUCCUCUUUUAACCCCAUUUUGUGUUCUGCUCGACCUCCUUUGUCUUCCAGGAUUGUCAGUUCUGAUCAGCCAGUUCAUUUGGCAUCCUUGGUAACUACAACCUCUGCCUCUUUGCCAUGUAACACAAGUACUUCUUGGACGUGCUUUCAUCCAUCCCUGUCACAAGAUCACUUUAGUGGAGGGGUCACAUUCUCCACCAGUUCACCAUCAGACAUUCAUUCACCUCUUCCUUGUGUUUCUACUGGUAUUUCCUCUACUUUUACUACUGUGUCCUUGCCUUCUUCCUGUAUUUCCUCAAAUCAGCUCUCGCCAAUUGGCAGUGGAGGAUUAGGUCAACUCCAUUCUGCCCCAGAUGUCCCCAGUGCUGGUUCGUUCCAGAAUGUCAUCCAGAUGAUGCCUUCUUCAAAUGUUCAUGUGCCUUCGUCAUCCCCCUCCAGUUCCUCUCCUACUCAACAGGUCAUCUGUUCACGUGCAUCAACAAGAACUCCUAUUGCUUCUCCACGCAGUGCAAUGAGUUCCUUUGCCUCUACUCCUUCCUCUUUUCUUCCUUCUGUUUUACCAAUCCACGCAAACUCAUCCCCUUCUGAUAGAUCUGCACGUUCCUAUCCCACUGUUUCUGUCAGUCGUUUUCCUUCAACCCCAACUUCUUCUGUCCCUUCUGUUUUUAGUGUGCCAAAUGUGUUUGGCCUAUCAUGCGUACCAUCUGCCUGGCGUUGAAGUUCCUAGAGUGGGUAUUUAGCACAUCCUUGUGGACUUUUGAAUAAAUAUGUUUCACUAUGAAUAUUUUCUUGGUACGUUCAAAUCCAGUUAAAAUCGGUCAGUAUUAAUGCAUUAGGUUUUCAAAAUGUGUUAAUUUAUUAAAAUAUUAUUCAGACAAUAUUUCACUGGAUGCACUUGUUAAAAUCUUCUGUGUCUUCAUUACCUCAUAGGCUUCAAUUUUCUGAUAGCUUUACUGAAUGUCUAUCUUGUGCAUCCUUGUGUUGAAUUCACUGACUUCUACUUUUAUCUCAGUGUUUGUAGUCUGUUUGCGAAGAGGUGGUGUUCCUAGUUCUCCUUAAUGGAAGUUGAAGAAAGACACUACUGUUGUCUCAUGGGCAUUAAAUCUAAUUGUAAGAAAUGUGUUAUGAAAGAUUUGUUUUUUACUACAUAGUGAGCCAUUCAUGUGGUGAGUGAGGCCAGUGUAAAAGAGAUACUUGAGCAUUUUCAUUCUGUUGCAUAAUUUUCAUAUCUCAUCCAUUACCUUCUGUAAUAUAUUAGCAUACGUUUCAAGAAAAUAAUUUUAGAACUGAGCAAGAAAAUUUAAAUGUGAUUUUAAAUUUAAAUAUAUCAUUUUAUUUUAACAAUUUUUUAUAUGGUUCCCUAUAGACAUUGGAUGGCUUGUGUACAUUUUUAAAGAUAUGUGAAACUGGUUACUUUUAUAAGACUGUGCUAUGCAUGUUUUGGAUUUUUUAAAUUGUUAGAUCAAGAUUUUAUGAUAAUAAACAGAAUUUGGAAGAUUUUAUUUUUCUC
Messenger RNA from Gryllus bimaculatus (two-spotted cricket), 2547 nucleotides. Lineage: Eukaryota; Metazoa; Arthropoda; Insecta; Orthoptera; Gryllidae. The record is from the annotation of a GenBank genome assembly.